GGCUGGCGGCAGGGCUGAGCGGGCCGCAGCGGCAGCAUGCCCUUGCCCAGGCGCCGGUCGUCCUUCCUGGGGCAGCAAGCCCCUUCCUCCGCCACCGAGAGCGUGGGGGGCCCGGGGCGCCGGGUGAGCGUGGGCAGCCUGUCCAGGCCGCCCGGCGUCUAUGUGGGUGCCGUGCCCACCGGAGGAGUGAGCAGCUUGGGCACCCGCGUGUCCCGCCGAGCGCUGGGCAUCAGCAGCGUCUUCCUACAAGGCCUGCGCAGCUCCUGCUCCGCCGUGCCCCUGGCCACGGGGCUGGAGAAGGGCAGGGGGCUCUCCUACGAGAGCCUGAAUGGCUGCCUGGUGGAGUACAUCGAGAAGGUGCGGGCCCUCGAGCAGGUCAACCAGGAGCUGGAAGAGCACAUCCGAGUCUACCUGGACAAGAAGUCCUCCAGCGUGGGCAGCUGGGGCACGCUGCGGGAGAGCUGGGAGGCCGUGUACCACCAGGUCUUGUAUCUACAGCAAGAGCGUAUGCAAUCCCAUCAGAGAAGAAAAACAGUGCUCUGGGAGCUGAGGACCACUCACUCAAGGCACGAGCAUCAAAUAUUCCUUGGCUCACGGAUGAUGAUGACCCUGAGGAGGACUGCUGAUAUGGUGGGCGAAGCAGUCCUUGAAAACGCCCGUCUCAUGCUGCACACUGAGAACAUUCAGGCCUCUGCUGAAGACUUUAAGGACAGGUAUGAAAAUGAACAGCCAUUCAGAAAGGCAGUGGAAGAUGAAAUUAAUUCCCUUUACAAAGUGAUUGAUGAUGCUAAUUUAACUAAAAUGGAUCUGGAGAGCCAGAUAGAAAGCAUGAAAGAGGAGCUAACUUUGCUGUCAAAGACUCAUGAAGAAGAUGUGAAGGUAUUGUACAAACAGCUUGCUGGAUCUCAGCUGGAAGAACUUGAUGUUCCCCUGGGAAGUGGCCUGGACAACAUACUGGAAAAAAUCCGAAUCCACUGGGAGAGAGACAUUGAAAAGAAUCGUGCUGAGGCAGGUGCCCUGCUCCGUACCAAGCAACAGGCUGAAGCGACAGCUGCAGUGCGAAGCCAAGAAGAAGAACUGGUAGAGGGCCUGAGAACCGAGUUCCAUGAAACUGCCUGCAAAAUUCAGAGCUUGCAAGCUGAAACUGAGUCCUUAAGAACCUUGAAGAGGGGUCUGGAGAAUUCCCUAUACGAUGCCAAGCACUGGCAUGAGAUCGAACUGCAGAACCUGGGCUCUGUCAUUUCCAAGCUGGAGGCAGAGAUGGCAGAAAUCAAAGCAGAAACUGAGCAGCAGCAGCGGGAUCGUGAGAAUCUGCUGACCAACAAGCAGCAGCUAGAGAAAGACAUUGCUGCAUAUCACUGCCUUCUGGAUGGAGAACAAAGCAGUUGAUCAUGAAAUUCCCAUUCUAUAGAAGAUCAUUGCCACUCAAAGCAAAAGAAGAUGUCACUGCUAAGUAUGUUCUUGGAAGCUAAAUGCCCAUCAAAGCAGCCUGCUUUAUUCAGUUUGAUUCAACAAUCAAAGUAGGUUGUAGCUUGAACAACUUUAUUAGACCCUCUUCAUGUAAUUGCUUUGCUUACAGAUUUCAAUUUACUCAUGUUGUUAAAAUUAUAAU
Molecule: messenger RNA, 1612 nt
Organism: Phasianus colchicus (ring-necked pheasant)
Lineage: Eukaryota; Metazoa; Chordata; Aves; Galliformes; Phasianidae
Source: RefSeq, a predicted model, not a curated record